This is a messenger RNA of Penicillium verrucosum, 213 nucleotides long. RefSeq lists its product as uncharacterized. Bases 1 to 213 code for a protein of 70 amino acids. The transcript has a single exon. The record is from RefSeq and is a predicted model, not a curated record. NCBI's taxonomy places the organism in Eukaryota, Fungi, Ascomycota, Eurotiomycetes, Eurotiales, Aspergillaceae.
AUGAGAAGACCAACUGUCGUCUCUGUGAAAAAAAUCGAAACCAAACAUCGCAGGCGUGGUGCAGAAGUCGACCGUUUGGAUCGGUGGAAGCGAGAAGGUGCCACACUUGUGGCCUCGAUGGAUCGGUCUCACAAACUCAUUAUGGAGUUGGAGAAGGAGAUCCGCUCCCUGCAGCGGGAGCGGGAUGACCGAAGGAGCACACUCCUAAGAUAG